Messenger RNA from Pistacia vera, 1779 nucleotides. Its product is annotated as UDP-glycosyltransferase 87A1-like. Lineage: Eukaryota; Viridiplantae; Streptophyta; Magnoliopsida; Sapindales; Anacardiaceae. The record is from RefSeq and is a predicted model, not a curated record. The coding region runs from base 179 to 1576 and encodes 465 amino acids. The transcript is spliced from 3 exons. Gene Ontology annotation, molecular function: UDP-glycosyltransferase activity.
AGUAAAAGGGCUAGAGAACUUAAAGAAAUUUGUCAAGGAGCAGUUGCUGAAAGUGGAUCAUCUAUAAGUAACAUUGAUGCUUUUCUUAAGGAUAUUUCACAGAUCCAUGACUCAGAAUAAGCAAUUCUCUUAUAGACUCUCCAGUUUCCACACAGUUGCUGUAAUAUUCUAAGAAUAUAUGGAUCCAUCCGAAACAAAGACAUCAAGCAUGAAGAUUUGCCACGUAGUUGCCUUGCCUUAUCCUGGUAGAGGCCACAUCAAUCCCAUAAUGAACCUCUGCAAGCUGCUUGUUUCAAGACAACCUCGUAUUCUCAUCACCUUUGUUGUCACUGAAGAGUGGCUGAGCUUCAUCGGUUCCGAAACCAAGCCGGACAAUGUCCAGUUCGCUACUGUGCCCAACGUAAUACCCUCCGAGCUUGUUCGUGCAUUGAAUAUGCCUGGCUUCUUGGAAGCUGUUUCAACAAAGAUGGAGGCUCCAUUUGAGAGGCUUUUGGAUGAGCUUAAGUUCCCAGUGACUGCUAUUAUAGCCGAUACUAACCUGCCUUGGGCUGUUGAUGUUGGCAACCGCAGGAACAUUCCUGUAGCUUCGCUUUGGCCAAUGUCUGCAUCUGUAUUUUCGUUUCUCCAUCAUCAUGAGCUCCUACCUAAAAAUGGCCAUUUACCAGUUGAACAGUCAGAACGGGGAAUUGAGAUUGUUGACUACGUCCCUGGACUUCCUUCAACAAGAAUAGUGGAUCUUCCAACAAUUUUGCAUGGAACUGGAACUAAUGAAAUUGGCAGACAAGUUCUGAACAGGGUCUUGGAAAGUGUUUUAAGGGUGUCAAAAGCUCAAUAUCUUCUCUUCGCCUCAGUCUACAAGCUCGAAGCUCAAGUCAUUGAGAAUUUAAAAGCACAAUUUUCUAUCCCCGUCUACCCCAUUGGACCUACCAUACCAUACUUUCAACCCAACGACAAUUCUUCAUCAAUAAGUCCUACUGGUCUCAGUGGUCCAAACUACCUCCAGUGGCUGGACUGCCAACCCAGCGGCUCAGUCCUGUAUGUCUCAUUGGGAAGUUUUCUAUCGGUUUCAAAUGCCCAAAUGGAUGAAAUUGUUGCUGGGGUGCGCAAGAGCGGUGUCAGGUACUUGUGGGUAGCCCGUGGUGACACUUGUCGGGUUAAUGAUGGAAGAAAUGACAUGGGGAUUGUAGUGCCUUGGUGUGACCAAUUAAGGGUGUUGUGCCAUUCUUCUAUCGGGGGAUUUUGGACUCAUUGUGGGUGGAAUUCCACCGUUGAAGCUGUUUAUGCUGGAGUUCCAAUGCUUACUUUUCCAAUAUUUGUUGAUCAAGUUCCAAAUAGUAAGCAAAUUGUAGACGAUUGGAAGAUUGGAUACAGAGUAAAGAAACUGGUCGGUAGUGAAAGUUUGGUGACAAGAGAAGAAAUUUCAGAGCUAGUACAAAGGUUUAUGGAUUUGGAUAGUGUUGAGAGGAAGGUGUUAAGCAAAAGGGCUAGAAAACUUCAAGAAAUUUGUCAGGGAGCAACUGCAGAAGGUGGAUCAUCUAUUACUAAUAUUGAUGCUUUUCUUAAGGAUAUUUCAUAAAGCCACUCUAAAUAAAACAAUUAAAUUGGUGUAUUUUCUACUCAAUCGGCUCUUAUGAUUUAACACAGAUAAACGAAAUCGAUUGUAAUUUCUGUUAAUUAUACUAGCAUCUUGUGUGAGCAUAUAUUAAAUUGUCUUCUUGUUUGGUAUCCAAUUAAUUUAUGCCAAUAGUGUUGAACUAUAUGCAUUCAUAAUGGCCUUUG